This is a messenger RNA of Podarcis raffonei (Aeolian wall lizard), 7117 nucleotides long. RefSeq names its product hook microtubule tethering protein 1 (gene HOOK1). Lineage: Eukaryota; Metazoa; Chordata; Lepidosauria; Squamata; Lacertidae. Gene Ontology annotation, cellular component: cytoplasm; centrosome. The record is from RefSeq and is a predicted model, not a curated record. Bases 142 to 2313 code for a protein of 723 amino acids. Gene Ontology annotation, molecular function: microtubule binding; dynein light intermediate chain binding. Gene Ontology annotation, biological process: cytoplasmic microtubule organization; cytoskeleton-dependent intracellular transport. The transcript has 22 exons.
CAAGCGGCGGCCGCCGGGCACGUAACUUGCGCAUUGUUCCGGGCGUAAGUGAGGUUGGUGCAUUGUGCGUUCCGCAGAAGAGCGCGGCGGCGGCGGCGCUGCUGCUGCUGCUGAGGGGAGAAGAAAACCGCCGCCGUCGCCAUGGAAGGGAAGCCUGGCGAGCAGCCGCUGUGCGACAGCCUCAUUCUCUGGUUACAAACAUUUAAUACUGCUGAAUCCUGUAAAGAUGUUCAGGACUUAACUAAUGGUGUUGCCAUGGCACAAGUACUUCAUGAAAUUGAUGCUGCUUGGUUUGACAAAGUUUGGCUAAGCCGUAUUAAAGAAGAUGUUGGUGACAACUGGAGAAUAAAGGCCAGCAAUUUGAAGAAGGUUCUUCAAGGAAUUACAGAUUAUUAUCAUGAGUUUUUAGGUCAGCAGAUUUCAGAAGAUCUCCUUCCUGAUUUAAGCCAGAUAUCUGAACAUUCUGAUCCAGUAGAGCUGGGCAGGUUACUGCAGCUUAUUUUAGGCUGUGCGGUCAACUGCGAAAAGAAACAAGAGCAUAUACAAGUUAUAAUGACACUAGAGGAGUCUGUCCAACACGUUGUUAUGGCUGCUAUUCAAGAGUUGAUGAGCAAAGAAAUAGUGGGCUUUGUAAGUGAGUUGCCUGGCGAUCUGGAGCAACAGCUGAAAAGAACAUUGGAAGAACUCAAUGAAGUACUAGCAGAAAAAGAAGAGCUGAAACAAAGAUGCCAAGAACUAGACCUACAGGUGGCUGCCCUUCAAGAAGAAAAGAGCAGUUUGAUGUCUGAAAAUGAGAUUAUGAAUGACAGAUUGGACCAGCUGGAUGGUUCUCUUGAUGAUACAAAUACUGCAGUUGCAAAGAAGUAUUUCAAUGCACAAAUGCAACUAGAGCAACUACAGGAAGAAAAUUUCAGGCUUGAAACUGCAAAAGAUGAUUAUCGUGUUCAUUGUGAAGAACUUGAGAAACAACUGGUUGAGCUUCAGCAUCGGAAUGAUGAACUGACCUCUCUGGCAGAAGAAUCAAGGGCUCUAAAAGAUGAGAUUGAUGUUCUUAGGACGCUUGCUGACAAGACAAACAAGCUGGAGUCAACCGUUGAGGUUUACCGCAAAAAACUGGAGGACCUGAAUGACUUUCGCAGACAGGUGAAAUCGCUUCAGGAAACAAAUAUGAUGUAUAUGCACAAUACCGUUAGCCUAGAGGAAGAGCUGAAGAAAGCCAACGCAGCCCGUGCACAGCUAGAAACUUACAAAAGGCAGGUCCAAGAACUUCAUAACAAACUUUCUGAAGAAUCCAAAAGAGCUGAUACACUAGCAUUUGAACAGAAGCGACUGGAAGAGAAGCAUGAUGCGUUAAUUAAAGAGAAAGAGAGAUUGAUAGUUCAGCGUGAUGCACUGAAAGAGACAAAUGAAGAGCUCAGGUGUUCACAGAUGCAGCAGGAUCACCUGAACCAAACGGAUGCAUCUGCUGUGAAAAGUUACGAAAAUCUUGCUGCUGAAAUUCUGCCUGUGGAAUAUAGAGAAAUGUUCAUCCGGCUGCAGCAUGAAAACAAGAUGCUCCACUUGCAACAAGAGGGAUCAGAAAAUGAACAAAUUGUGGAGCUUCAAGAGAAGCUAGAACAAAAGCAUCGAACAAUAAAUGAAUUAGAGACUGAAAACAGGCUGAGCAAGGAGCGGGUUGGAGAGCUGCAGCAGCAGAUUGAGGACCUCCAGAAGACCUUGCAGGAACAAGAAUCCAAGACUGAAGGGGAAGGGUCCAGCAAGCUGAAGCAGAAGAUAGCAGCACAUAUGGAAAAAUUGAGUGAAGUCCAUGAUGAAUUGCAGAAGAAGGAGGCGCUUCUUGCAGACCUGCAGCCAGAUCUAAAUCAAAAUGCACAAAAAAUUGAAGAACUGGAAGCAGCUCUGCAUAAGAAAGAUGAAGAUAUGAAAUCGAUGGAGGAGAGGUAUAAAAUGUACCUGGAAAAAGCAAGAAGCGUGAUAAAAACGUUGGACCCCAAAUUAAAUCCUGCAUCUGCUGAAAUCAUGUUGCUGAGGAAACAGCUGACAGAGAAAGAUAAAAGAAUUGAAGCACUUGAGGGAGAAUGUAAAUUGGCCAGGCUACAUGACCAUGAAGAAAAGUUAAUUGUGUCUGCAUGGUACAACAAGAGCUUAGCAUUUCAUAAACUGGGCAUGGAAUCUAGACUCCUAAGUGGGAAUGCUGCCUACAAAGACGCUGGUCCCUGCACACCCGGGCGCUCUUUCCUUGCACAGCAACGGCACGUGACCAAUACCCGAAGGAAUCUUUCUGUUAAAGUACCACCUGCAACAUCAGAUUAAACCACAGAGGAUAUUCGUGCACUAAAGUGUCCUUAACUUAUUUUGUAACUUUUGUUUUUAACUACCUGACGAAGAGCGUGAUUGUGAUGCUGGGCAUCAGCUAUUUUACAUCUGAGACCCAUAAGGCUGGUAAAUUUGAUUUGGCCAGCGAUGACUAUAAAAAGCAACAUAUGUCAAAUUACUUUUCUUGAUUUUAAACAGAUCUGAGGUAUGUGUCGAUAAGCACAGCUCAAAAGGCGUUUUAUUUGUCUUCAUAAUGUAUAUAUAAAUACAAAAAAUGGCAUCCUAUUUAAAAUUCUAUUUAAUGUUUUAGUCUAGGAUGUGUACUGAUUUUAGUGGGAGUACAUUUUUAUGACUGUCAUCUGCACAAAGAAAAGUAAUCCUCCCCCCCCCACCCCGGACCUUCUGCUACAUUACAAAAAUAACAAGGACCAAAUUAGAAAAUCCAUCAUUAUUUUUCAGCAUUCAUGGCAUGAGGGAUUUUUGACUGCAAGCAAAUUGUAACCAAAAUGAUUUACUAAUUUCAGGACUUUCCACCUAAUGCUGCAGUUCUGCUGAAGUCCAUUCAAGCUUUAUUGAACUCCCAUUCAGUUUUGUAAUAACUACUGGGGCUGCAGUCCAAACACCCUUGGGGGGGGUUGGAGGGGGGAGCUAGGAGUGUUGUCAGUGGGGUCACUGGCUGAUAGAAAACCCUGAAAAAGAGUGUUGUGGGGGAGGAGCUGAGCUAGCUGGCCUGUAAGGAACUGGAAUCCAAGCCAGCCACUUCCUUGAUGUGACAUCAUUGGGCCUGGUGAGGACUUAAUCACUUCACCAGCCUCAAGCUGAGACAGCUCUUUGCCUGCUGGGCUAUAGAUAUAACAAUGGGACUCCUACUCCAUUAGGUUCUGCCGCCCCAUGGCUAGGGUUUGGACUGCAGCAUUAAAUCACCAUUUUAUGUAAUGAAAAGGAUUCAGGAAAGACAAAAUGUCUAUGUAUUUGCACUCAACUAGUGAUGUCUUUAUUUUUAAAAAACGUAAAAUUACAGCCUUUUUAAAUGUUGCAAAAUUAACCUUGACUGAAGUCUCCUUAGUAGGUUUUGAGCCCAGACUACUGAGUGGUGUGUGUUUUUGUCUCUGCUGUGUAAUGUCCUGCUCGUGCAGGGAUGCAGUGUGUUCGGCUGUGGCAUAGUGAGAGGAAGGUUCUGAUCCUAUGCUGCUCCUGAGGAUUGGCUGCAGAUGCCCCAGACACUUGUGUGUCUAGCCCUCCAUUGUGGUACAGCUAGGUACUGGGUUGAGCUCCAAGGGAGUAACUUGAUGGCAUUAGGUAGACAUCAUUUGUUGCUGUAUCUUUUGCAGAAUAAGAGCUUGAAGUCUAUUCCAGAGAACGGUGAGUCGCUGGAGUAUGUUACCUAGUAAGAAGCUGCUAGGGUUGCUUUUAAAGCCUUCCAAAAUGCUAUUAACAUUUAAAAACUAUCAUUAUCAGGUCAGAGAACAAAAGCAGUAGGGAAGAUUCUCACAGUUGUUUGUGUGUGCUGUUUACUUUGUGCAUCUGAUGAAGUAGACCAUUGAACUUUGUGCUGCAAUUAGCCAUUUUGGAAUUUUAAAAAUUGAGGCACAUUAUUAUUUAGGCCGAUAGCAGUAAUUCCAGACACAAAGAGCAGACUUAAGUGCAUGUUCACAGGGUGGAAUGCAUGGUUAUUUUUUAAGGUGGACUCUGUGUUUAAAAAGUUACUUGCACAUGGGCCAGAAUUAUGUUUAUAAAAUGUAAUGCAGCCUUGAACAUUACUGCAAAUAAAAUGAAGUCUGUAAUCUGAGUUGCAGGGUUUUUUGGUGGGGUGAGGACUAACAUAAUCAAUAACUGCAGCUUAGACUUUAAAUUUUUUAGCAUUUUAUUAAAACUGGCCUAAAAUAUCUGAUGAUGUGACUACAGUAUUACAUGCAUUUGUGUAGAAACUGAUACUACAGAUGUCUAACAAUUCUGUCUUUUAAUGACGUGCUAUACUUAAUACCAGCACUGUAAAGUUAUAGUGUGCUACUGUCUGAGCCUUCAGUCUUUCAAGCUGUUUUUCAAGAUUUCAUGUCUGUUGACUACCUCCUUGGUAUUAAGCUCUUACUGUUCUGUUCAACCUGCUGACUUGUGUUUUUGGUAGCUUUUUCCCUGGUCUGAAUUUGUAGGGAGAAAUGGUGAAUACAAAUUUUGUAGCAUGUUGCUUAAUGUUUUGAUACUAUACUAUAUUCUUGUAAUCAAAUAUGGUCGCAGUGAGUAGUCUCCACAGAUAACAAUUCACAAACAUAGGAUGCUUUUCUUCAGUGGCUUUAAUUUAUAGUGUGUUCUGUAUGACAACUACUGCUAGUACAGGAACGUCAACAUCAAGGCCCCAAUCCAGCUCAAGUUAGUAACAACUAAAGCUGCAGUCCAAGCGCCAUUCCAAGUGGGCAUAGUUUAGAUUGUGCUGUACAUUCUGUUGUACGCAGUGAAUUUAAAAAAAAAAAAAGUAGCCAGGACUAAUUUCUAUGGGACUUGGUGUCAGCUAACUUGAGCAGCUGAGUUGGAUGCUAGCUGAUGCAACUCUGCUGCAUAUAUGUCUUGGUACUGUCUACCUCCAUGUCAAAGAGCCAGAAAAAUAUGGCUGUACAUUAUCUUAAAUUACUUUUCUGUGGUAGUUUGGCAUUGCUCUAUUACAGUGAUGGCCAAACUUAGCCCUCCAGCUGUUUUGGGACUACAACUCCUAUCACCCCUAGCUAACAGGACCAGUGAUCAGGGAUGGUGGGAAUUGUAGUCCCAAAAUAGCUGGAGGGCCAAGUUUGACCAUCACUGCUCUAUUAGAUGGAAGAGAAUGAUGGUGGUAACAUUAUUUUUAAUUACAAAUUCCAUGGGUUGAAGCCAGUCAUGUCCCCUGGCUGAUGGAAGGGCCUUUGAUCUUGUGAAAGCUCCUAUGAGUACAUGGGAGCAGAAGUUUAUUUCCACAUAUUCCUCCUUCAGUCCCCUAUGCCACUUUCAAGUACUAGUCCAAAGGACCUCCCAAUCCUCUGGAGGGAUUGCAGAAGGAAGAGGGGAAUCUUAAGUCUCAUCCGCCCUCACUUUCUGCUCACAGUCUACUGGAUUAAAGUGUUCUGUCAGCAGAGGGCCACAUCCCAUGUAAUCUUAGAAAGUUUGAGCUCUUUAAUGAACUAAGAGAGAAAGUAGAUAUGUGAGUGAAUUCAAUAACAUAUCUAUGGAAGAACUCAAUGGGGAGGUUUUUGGCAGAGAAGCAUAUUUACUGCCAUGUGUUCUUUUUAGUCCCAACUUGUUUAAGAAAAUGUUACUACUUACCAUUUUGCAGCCAUCCUUCAGAAUGCUGAACUUCACAAGGAUUAAUCUAAAAGGAGAGAGAGAGAUAUUUUUCAGCUAUCCUUGUAGAAUUGUUGCUAAAUUGUGCCCAUUGCCACCUAUGUGACCUGACCAUUCACAGGCUAUAUACACAGCUCCUAGGCUUGGCUGUUUGGCCAGAGGAAAUGUGUGGGCAACCCCUUUAUGUGCAUAUUUUCAUGCUACUGGAUUGCACUGAGUGUCCAUGGAGGCAUAGCAGCUCAAUCAUUGCACAGGUAAACUUGUGAAUCUGCAGCCAUAGCAAUUUUAUGUAGUAAUUGUGUGCAACUGAAUUUGUGGUGGACUACUUGGUGUUUAGUUUCUAAACUUAAACUACCUCCUUUGAGUAAUAAAAUUCAGCUAUUUGAUCACCAGCAAUUGAAUUCAGAAUUUUGAUUCUCCUGGUUUUAUUUAACUAUGAAUUGAGUUAGUCUCUCUUGUGUUUUGCUUGCAGUGCAAUACUAUACAUGUCUACUCAGAAGUAAGCCCCACUGAGUUCAAUGGUACUUACUCUCGUGUAAGUAUGUAUAGGAUUGCAGCCUUAGUGUGGAAUAUUUCUUUGAUAUGAACAUAAUGCAAAGGAGUUACUUAUCUGUGUUAAGUCCUUAAAAUGUGCUGUGCUUAGAUGGGAUGAAAAUGUUGAUGCAUACACACUAUGUCUGAAAAAGCAGUCUCUCUAAUAAACUAAUAUUAAUUGAUGUCAGAUGCAGACUUACUUGAGCUGAUGGAGACCUGCAAUCACCCUUCAUCUGUAAUUCUUCAUUAAUUAAAAAUGUAGCAUAGAAACUGGUUCACCAAGUGUUGGUCCCGCAAAACCUUGCAGUCAUAUUUUAAUCAGGUUUGGGCUGCAAUUACUGCUUAGUAAGUUGUAUAGUGUUUGGCAACCAUUGACAAAACCUAUCACUACUCCCACACAAUCUCCAUUCCUUUCAGUGGGGAUUGUGUAAAAACCUCAAGUGGUGCUUAAACACUUUGUUCCCUGUAUUGAUUGCAUGUUUAUUUUCAUUAGAGUAAAAGCACUUUGUUUGUAUAACAAUUUAUGAAUUGACACUAUGGCUAAUUAUGGGAUAUGUGAUUUCACCAACUUUUAAAAAUCAUGCAUACAUUUAGACAAGUUUCUGUAAGAACGCGACCAGACUAAAACAUGCAGUAGAAUUAAUGAAAAGUUUUAGUUCAAUACUGCUUUUACUUUAUAUUAAUAAAAAGUGUUCUUUUCUACAAUAACCAUUUGCUUGGAUUCACAUAAUUGUAAGCAAUACCAAUGUUUUUUCUUCAGUAAGGAUAAAUAGGCCUGACUUCAGGUUUUCUCAUAGACUUGCCGGGGUCUAAUCUAUUUGACGUGUACAAGUCUGAUCCUGUGCAAAGCAAAUGGGCUGUAUAGAAAUAGAGGAAGAAAUUGCACUAAUUUGUAAACAUGGUUUUACUCUUGAUUCAAGAAAUAUUCUUUUAUAUUCACAUUAAAACCUUUUGACAUUAA